GGACCGUUCUCCUUAGUUCUUGCAGUUUGGGCUGCCAUUCAAAAGAAGAAACAACCAAGAACAGAAACAACCAAAAGAUCACCAUGCUGAAGGAAGUUUGUUUUCUGUUAAUGGCCACAUACGUGGCGGCAACCUAUGGCACAGGUUACCCCUCACAACCAAGCUAUCCAGCCCCGACCUACCCCAACAGUGGAUAUCGUUAUGUCGUCUACGUCCAAUACCUCUACUACUUGUACGCUGUGUACGGUCCCAACUCUGUCCAAUACAUUCAGUAUUACCAAUACUUGAUCAGAUUGCACAUCAUUCCUCAAGGAUUCUCUUUUGGACCUGGCAGAUUCCCAGGCGGAUUCCCAGGUGGUAUCGGUGGAAGUAGAAUUAUAGGGGGUGGUAGCGGCAUAACCCCGAUCGGAGGGGGGUUUAUCCCGGGUGGUGGUUUUCCAGGAAGCAGCGGAGGAUUUCCCAGCGGUAGCAGAGGAAGCUCUCUGAGUUUCUCUAGCGGAUCUGGUUUUUUCUCUGGAUCCGGAAGUGGUUUCCCUAGUGGUGGAUUCCCAGGCGGACUUUCCUCCGGCGGAUUCCCCAGCGGAUCUUUCCCUGGAUCCGGAAGUGGUUUCCCAAGUGGUGGAUUACCUAGUGGUGGAUUCCCAGGAAGUAUCUCUUCUGGUAGCAUUUCCAGCGGAUCUGGUUUUUUCUCCGGAUCCGGAAGCGGUUCCCCAAGUGGUGGAUUCCCAGGCGGACUCUCCUCUGGUGGCUUCCCCAGCGGAUCUGAUCUUUUCCCUGGAUCUGGAAGCGGUUUCCCUAGUGGUGGAUUCCCAGGAGGACUCUCCUCCGGUGGAUUCCCCAGCGGAUCUGGUUUUCCAAGCGGUGGAUUAUCCAGUGGAGGAUUUCCAGGCGGACUCUCCUCUAGCAGUUUUUCUAGCGGUAGUUCCAUCCUGAGCAGCGGCAGUUUAGGUGGUGGUCCUGGUGGUAUUGGAGGUCGUCCUGGUGGUAUCGGAGGAGGAAUUGGAGGCAGAAAGAAACUUGGUUUUUACUAGACUGUUCCCGGAUUGACUGAGAUGGAUUUGACCUUGAACCUGCAUUUCAUGUGAUUUACUUAUUUGUUAGGUUGUGGAAUAAACAAAUGACGCCCAAA
Molecule: messenger RNA, 1129 nt
Organism: Ostrea edulis (European flat oyster)
Lineage: Eukaryota; Metazoa; Mollusca; Bivalvia; Ostreida; Ostreidae
Product: keratin, type I cytoskeletal 9-like
Exons: 4
Coding region: 84-1031 (315 amino acids)
Source: RefSeq, a predicted model, not a curated record